Molecule: messenger RNA, 813 nt
Organism: Tetrahymena thermophila SB210
Lineage: Eukaryota; Ciliophora; Oligohymenophorea; Hymenostomatida; Tetrahymenidae
Product: 60S ribosomal protein L13/L16
Exons: 2
Biological process (GO): negative regulation of translation; translation
Cellular component (GO): ribosome; cytosolic large ribosomal subunit
Molecular function (GO): mRNA binding; structural constituent of ribosome
Source: RefSeq, a predicted model, not a curated record
AUGAUAAAAGGGCAAAUUAAGAGGGAGGUUAAAAAGAUUAAUUAAUAGUUAAUGUGGGGAAAGUAAAGGGACUCUUUUAAUUAAGAAAAUAAUAAACCUAAGGACACAUUCAUUUAAGAUUAGCAAUUGAUAAAGGAAAUUAAUAAAGUAAAAAAAAUAAAAUUAAGAGAAGGAUAAAAAAUAAAUUAAAUAAAUAAAUAGAAAUAAUAAAGGAAAAUGUUCGACAAGCUUGUAGUUAUUGAUGCUAAGGGUCACUUAUUGGGUAGACUCGCUUCUUACGUUGCCAAGGAACUUUUGAGUGGUCAAAGAAUUGUUGUUGUUAGAACUGAAGCUAUUAACAUCUCUGGCUCUCUCUUCAGAAACAGAGUUAAAUUCUCCGAAUUCCUUAACAAAUGGAUGAACCACAACCCCAGAAGAGGUGUUCAACAUUUCAGAGCUCCCUCUAGAAUUUUCUGGAGAGCCGUCAGAGGUAUGCUCCCUCAUAAGACCCCCAAGGGUGCUGCUGCCUUAGAAAGACUAAAAAUUUUCGAAGGUAUCCCCACCCCCUACGACAGAGUUAAGAAGUAAGUCGUUGUCGAUGCCUUGAAGGUCUAAAGAUUAAGAAACUCUAGACCCGUCUGCAAGUUGGGUGACUUGAGUGCUUCCGUUGGUUGGGGCAAACAAACCCUCAUCGAAAAGCUCGAAGAAAAGAGAAGAGCUAGAGCUAAAACCUACCACGAUAAGAAGGUUAAGUAAGCUGAUGCCAGAAAGAAGGAACUCGCUGCUCCUGCUCUUAAGGCUAUCAAGGAUAAACUCGCCUAAUUCGGUUACUGA